Eucalyptus grandis is the source of this 1587-nucleotide messenger RNA. Its product is annotated as ribonuclease III domain-containing protein RNC1, chloroplastic-like. The record is from RefSeq and is a predicted model, not a curated record. The transcript has 7 exons. Lineage: Eukaryota; Viridiplantae; Streptophyta; Magnoliopsida; Myrtales; Myrtaceae. The coding region runs from base 120 to 1367 and encodes 415 amino acids.
UAGUCCUUAUCGGGACCGGCAAUACGGACCUAGCCUUUCAUUUUGCUCAUCAGCAACCCAGCUUGGCAACAUUCGAAAGUACUGGAAAUAACAGUAGCCUGCUCAAAACCUUGGCGACAAUGGAGGGGCACUUCCUCAGUACAGCUAGAUUCAAUUUUUGGGAAAAACUUAUUUACAAAUGUAUCCCUGUAUGCUGGGUCGAUACAUCAUUUGACAGCUCCAAUGAUACGAAGAUGGCUCAAGCCCUUAAGCAGUUGAGGGUAUCACUCUGGAAUCUCGCCACAACAGCAGUACCUGUAAUCAAAAGGAUUGGAGAAUUGAAGUUGAGGCAUAAAUAUUCACUUGAGUUUGUAAACCUUGCUCUUGUCGACAUGAAGACUCAUAUGGAAACUCCCGAAAUACUUGAGCUUUUAUUGACUUCUGGGGUUGUCGAUUCCGCUAUAUUUUAUGGAACAUCUGAAAUUGUCAAGUUGUGUCUAAAGCAUUACCCAGAGUUGAUAUGGGAAAAAGAUAUGCUGUGUCCAAUGAUCCUAGUGGUUUUAAAAAAAAGGCAUGUUGAGUUGUUUAGACUACUGAACCCAUACAAGACGAUUGCACCAGAUGACUUUCUUCGGAACGCUAACCUCCUGAUGGAGGCAAUAGUAGAAUCGCCGCCAGGAUGUGUACCGGCAGACGUCUCUGGAGCAGCUUUUUUUAUGCAGAGGGAACUUCAAUGGUAUAAGGUAGUGAAAGAUAGCGUCGGUCAUCAUCUAAUAAAUCGAGAAGGUUUACGUUGGGAACCUUUUGUAGAGCAACGUCAAGAUUUGCUUAAAGAGGCGGGGCAAUGGAUGAAGGACACAGCAUCAUCUUGUAGCCUCGUCGCUACUCUCAUCAUUACAGUAACAUUCGCUGCGGCUUUUACAAUACCUGGAGGCAAUGACAACAAUACAGGGAUCCCCAUCUUUCUAAAAAAGCCCUCAUUCAUGGUAUUCACAGCUGCGAAUGCUCUCGCUCUCUUCUCCUCUAUUACCGCCACCUUGAUGUUCUUGGCUAUCCUAACUUCACGCUAUGCUGCAGAAGAUUUCCUCCACUCACUACCAAGAAAAAUGGAUCUGGUGAUGGCGGAGAGGUUACUGAUGAAGCACUUGGAUGCGCCGGGAAAAUGGCUGCAAGAGAGGCACCGGCGUAUUCUCAUGAACAAGUUCUGCGGUAAGUAUUUGAGGGACAAGCAUCGUCACCACUACAUCGUUUACUCCGAUGAAGUUCAGGACGCGUACGAGCACAACCAGCAACUUCGGAACCCGGCCACGACGGCCAUCCAACAAAAGAUUCACGGGCUCUCGUACACGGUAUAUGGGAAGUCGGACGUAAGGCGACUCAUGUUUUGAUGUUUUCGACUUUGAGCAAAUCCAGCCUAAAGCUGUUGUUUAAAAGAUAGAUCGGAUAGAGUCGCAAGCUUCCAAAUUAGUGAAUAUAGCAAUUUUCCGCCUUCAUUUUUUCGCUCUUUAACAUUCGAAAUGCUUGCAUAUCAACUGUAAAAUUGUAAAGAUGGAAACAGUGGAACAGAGCUUCUAAAGAUUCGUAAAUACGAUUACCAAAAACUCGAAA